AUGCUUGCGAACAGAUUUCGCAUAAGAAACUUUUUAUCUUUUAGCUCUACUGCUAAAGUUAUUACCUGUUCCUUACUUUUGACUCAAAUAACACCUCAAUUAUUUUCUACGAAUUAUUCUGGAAUUUCUUCAAGAAUGUUCCAAGAAAACUCAGUAUCGGCACGUGUCGUUUUUGUUACUUGCCCGAAUAAUACGGUGGCAAAAAAAUUAUCGAGAGGCUUAGUUGAAGGAAAACUGGCGGCAUGCGUGAACAUCGUUCACGGUAUAACCUCACUUUACUGGUGGGAUAAUAAGAUUGAAGAGACAACGGAACAAAUGCUUUUGAUUAAAACAGAAGAGAAACAUGUCCAAGAAGUUACUGAAUAUGUCAUAAAGAAUCACGGGUACGAGGUGCCCGAAGUUAUCGCAAUCAAGAUUGACAGUGGAAGUAAGAGUUAUUUAGAUUGGAUUAAAGACACCACGAAGUAA
Messenger RNA from Acaulospora morrowiae, 468 nucleotides. The record is from the annotation of a GenBank genome assembly. NCBI's taxonomy places the organism in Eukaryota, Fungi, Glomeromycota, Glomeromycetes, Diversisporales, Acaulosporaceae.